This is a messenger RNA of Formica exsecta, 1082 nucleotides long. RefSeq names its product pyridoxine-5'-phosphate oxidase. NCBI's taxonomy places the organism in Eukaryota, Metazoa, Arthropoda, Insecta, Hymenoptera, Formicidae. The transcript has 6 exons. The coding region runs from base 74 to 790 and encodes 238 amino acids. The record is from RefSeq and is a predicted model, not a curated record. Gene Ontology annotation, biological process: pyridoxine biosynthetic process; pyridoxal 5'-phosphate biosynthetic process. Gene Ontology annotation, molecular function: FMN binding; pyridoxamine phosphate oxidase activity.
CGUUUCCGUUCGUGUAGAAAGUCGAUCAGUUCCGUAUUCCAUCGUCGAGCUCACGAGUGUGCAGUCGUGUGACAUGUCGUUCCGAAGCGAGAAUUUCGCCGUUGACAUAGGAGAUAUGCGAAUAAAAUACAAAGAUAAAAGAGAGACUUUCACGGAGGAUAGCUUAAUUAGUAAAGAACCCAUUGGGCAGUUUAAAGCAUGGUUCGAGGAAGUAUGCAAUACUCCGCAAAUUUUGGAACCUAACGCGAUGCUUCUCGCGACAGCGACCAGGGACGGUGUGCCAUCCAUGCGCGCGGUGUUGCUGAAAGGCUUUGGUACAGAAGGCUUCAAGUUUUACACGAAUUACGACAGUAGGAAAGGCCAUGAAUUAGCCGAAAACCCACACGUGGCGCUAACUUUCUAUUGGGAAUCUCUCAGACGAAGCGUACGUAUCGAAGGUAUUGCAGAGAAAACGUCAGCGGAAGAUUCGGACCGUUAUUUCCAGAGUCGGCCGUAUGCGAAUCAAAUCGGAUCCAUGUCCAGUAAACAAAGCAGCGUGAUCGCUAGCAGACAGACUCUCAUUGUAAAAGAAAGAGAACUGCUCGCGAAAUUCCCAGAAGGUCAAGUUAAAAGGCCCGAUUGCUGGGGUGGUUAUCUCGUCGUACCACAUUCCGUAGAGUUCUGGCAAGGGCAGAGCGAUCGUCUUCACGACAGGAUUCGUUUUAGACGUCCAAAAGCAAAUGAGAGAAUAGACAAUAUACUCGUCAAAAAAGGAGAGAACGGGUGGGUUUACGAAAGACUUUCACCAUAGAAAAAAUCGCUGUAUUCUAAUUGAGGAAAGACGCGAGGAUGAACAGUUUUCACAUGUAUAAAAAUCAGUCAACCAAUCUUCGCUGCAAAAAAAUCAUGCUACUGUUAAUAAGUGCAACAUUCCGAGCCGUUAUCUCGUACUUCCACGAAGACAAUAAUGUUACGUACCAAGUAUGUAAUAUUCUUAAUGCGGUUUUCUCGUGAGUUUCAGGAUUUCUCUGUUUACUCCUGAAAUGUGUACGGUUGAUAUAUUGUUGAAUCAACAAAGAAAUAUAUCUAUGAUUAUCGUUAAU